Molecule: messenger RNA, 837 nt
Organism: Neltuma alba
Lineage: Eukaryota; Viridiplantae; Streptophyta; Magnoliopsida; Fabales; Fabaceae
Exons: 4
Coding region: 1-837 (278 amino acids)
Source: RefSeq, a predicted model, not a curated record
AUGAAGCAAUGGAAGGAGGAGGAAGAGCCAGAGGUUGAAGAAGGGGGUUUAGUUAAACGCCAGGCUCACAUGCACGUCACAAGCACCACCAUUACUACUUCGAAGUUUGAUGUACAAGCUGCUGAUCAAACAGAAGGAUCUUCCGGACAGAAAAAUGAAGGAGAAGAGUUCAUUCAAAGGGAAGGGAAUUCUGGUGAGAUCGAGAAGAAGACAAAUCUCCAUCCUUUAGAUCCUGUAAUUUCUGUGGACUCUACUUUCUUUAGUAGUGUGAGAACUGAAAGUGAGAGAGUUGGCAUAAUAACAGAGAAUUUGCGGCUAAGGAAGGAACUAUAUUUGGAAAGUCUAUAUCAGAAGACACCCACACAGGGAUUCUAUUGUCCCAAUUGUAAGGUUUGUAUCCAGAAGGUUUUACUUUUGGAUACAGUCCAGCAAGAAAUAAGUGCUCCUGAACAACGUCCUUCACCACCUGAUCCAAUCAGAUGCUCAUCAUGCUUCAGCUUCCUCAUUCCAAUAGGUAGUUGGCUCUUCCCACGGUGGGUACAAGACGAAGUAUCACCUAUUCAAGGUGUGCAACAGCCAACAGGUCACUCAAAGGGAAACGGAAAACUGAGUGAUCAAAGAGCUGAAGUUACAGAAAAAAUUCCAGUUCAGGCCCCUCAGACACGACAAAUUACAGGUCAAGCCCUGGAUGAAGUUAAUACUGCAGCUGAUUCAGGAAAAAUAAUCUCGCAGCCUGAACAAGCCAAGCAUGAUGGAGCAGAUCAAGCAUCUAAUGAAGACGAUCAUAAAACCAGCGGUGAGGGCAGUCUUUUUUCUUAUUUACUUGUUUUUGGUUAA